CCCCCAAUAUCUAUAGCCUUCUCUUUGCAACACAAGGAGCGAAGCAGGGAGGAAAGCAUAAACCCUAGAAAGCCGAGAUGGUGGGGACAAAUCUGAAAGCGGAUACGAUGUCUCUGAUGGACAAGCGUAGCGCUUUGGAGGCCGAGAUGAACGUUAUCAUCGAACGCCUCUCUCAGCCCGGCGGCCCCGGCCUCUCCGGCAACCUCCUCGAUUCCGAGGGGUUCCCUAGGGCAGAUAUUGACAUUCAUGCCGUUCGAGCAGACCGGAAUCGUCUUGCUGUGCUGCGGAAUGAUCACAGGGAUAUAACUGAGCAAAUAAAUCAGAAUAUACAACUUUUGCAUUCAGUAAGGCUGGCUUCAAAAUCUCUGCCAGUGGGAGAAUCGGGUAAUGUUGAAGGCUCAAAUGCUCAAGACACAUCUGUUGUCAAUGUUGGCCACAAUGUUCUUAUGGGAAAUACUGUUAGUGCCAUGGAUGUUGAUGUAAAUGUCAGCAUCCCAUUUGCAUUGGUUGAUGAAAUAAAUGAGGCUUCUCCAGCAGCAGAGGAUGGCUUACAACUUGGUGAUCAGAUUGUGAAAUUUGGGAAUGUGGAAUAUGGUGAUGUUUCGUUGCCAAAGCUUGCUUCUGAAGCUCAAACAAAUCAAGGCCAAGGAGUAUCUGUUAUAGUUUUGAGGCAAGGUGCACUUAUCAACUUAACAGUCACACCUAGAGUAUGGCAGGGGCGUGGCUUACUGGGAUGCCAUUUCCGAAUCCUAUGAACAUCCAAAUAUUCAUGUCAAUUAACGAAAGGCCACUCGAUUUUGCUGAGCUGGAAGGCAGUGCUCCGUCAUGUGUUCCCAAACCCUCCAUAGGGAAGGAGUGUACACUUUUGCAUUGGUAAAAAAUUUAGAUUUGUCUUAAAAAGUAUGUGAACUUACCUCUUUACUUUCUUAUCUCUUGUGGGUUGCCAACUCAAAAGUGCAAUUGGACAUAAGAAGGAAAUAUAUGGAUCUGUAUGGUUUUUAAUAAA
Diospyros lotus (date-plum) is the source of this 1006-nucleotide messenger RNA. RefSeq lists its product as uncharacterized. Gene Ontology annotation, biological process: proteasome regulatory particle assembly. Gene Ontology annotation, cellular component: cytoplasm; nucleus. The coding region runs from base 78 to 755 and encodes 225 amino acids. The record is from RefSeq and is a predicted model, not a curated record. NCBI's taxonomy places the organism in Eukaryota, Viridiplantae, Streptophyta, Magnoliopsida, Ericales, Ebenaceae. Gene Ontology annotation, molecular function: protein binding. The transcript is spliced from 5 exons.